Fusarium graminearum PH-1 is the source of this 2076-nucleotide messenger RNA. RefSeq lists its product as uncharacterized. Gene Ontology annotation, cellular component: nucleus. Gene Ontology annotation, molecular function: transcription cis-regulatory region binding; zinc ion binding; DNA-binding transcription factor activity, RNA polymerase II-specific. Gene Ontology annotation, biological process: positive regulation of transcription by RNA polymerase II. The record is from RefSeq and is a predicted model, not a curated record. The transcript is spliced from 4 exons. The coding region runs from base 1 to 2076 and encodes 691 amino acids. Lineage: Eukaryota; Fungi; Ascomycota; Sordariomycetes; Hypocreales; Nectriaceae.
AUGCCCAAACUACAAGGUUCAGUUGGCGCCAAGAUAGAGCGGACAAGAACCUUUACAGGCUGCCGCACCUGUCGAAGCAGACACGCAAAAUGCGAUGAAGCUCAACCCCAAUGCGGCACUUGCCAACGCCUGGGGUUGACAUGUGGAGGAUACGGGGCGAAGCUGUUUUGGAUCGCGGAUGAUGCUGUCAGACCCGAGUUGCAGCAGAGUCAUCGGGGUUCCGAGUAUCGGUAUCCACUCUUCUCCGGCACGUCUUCCGAUCAGUCGCAUAAGACUCAGCGCAAGUUGAUGAGUGAUGAGCUCUCACAGAGUCUGGACAGAAGAACUGCUGCGUCUCUGCUAGCUGAUAUUGACUCGGCUGGUGAGAAGAUGGCAAUUGAUAAUUCUGGCUCAGCUUUGGUCAAAGGUCCAUUUGGAGUGUUCCAGUCAAUUGGAGACUCUGUAUCUCCCGAUACUGUCGAGUGCUCGCCGGAUACUAAUACCGAUGAUACCUUUACAAGCAUGUAUCCCGAAACAGACAGCUUUGUCGAGGAUAUUCAGCGAUCAGAUUGGCCGGAUCAACUUCCUACUGAUGAAUUGGAUAUCUUUGCUGCAUCACUAGACCCGCAUUUUGAGAUCAUCGAGGAUCCAAGUAUAGUCAAUCAAGUACACGACUCCUCAAUAACGGGCUUCUUUAUAGAUGACCUUACGGGUGCCGAAGGACUAAUCUUCAGCCCUGGGUUCAUGUCACGGGUUAUCGGUACUCCCGAGCUUGAAGCAGAAGAAAAUCUCGAUUCAGAACGUGUUACGGAUAUAAUCCCAUACCCGACAGAAACAUCACACAGCCGCGCAGGUAUACCCGAAGAAGCAGGGCAUCUACUCAGACACUACAGACAGAACAUGGCUCGUCGGUCAACAAUGCAGGCAAAGCGUAAAUCACCCUGGGAAAUAAUAUUUCUCCCCUGUGCGCUCGAGACCUUUGCAGAGUUAUCUCUAUGGAAUGAAGCAUCUCAUACUCGUUCGUCCAUAUUUUAUACCCUUCUCGCUCACAGUGCCCUGCAACUUCAUAUCUCGGGAUCUGAUUCAAAAUGGAAGGAAAUUGGAUUGAAGAACCAUGAACGAGCACAGGGUCAUUUGAGAGAGGCGCUUCAGCGUGAGAUGUUUGGGCCAAAGCAGGCUAGUUAUAAAGAGCUUUUGAUGGCCAUUCUCGCUAUGGCUAUGACUUCGCUCCAUAAUGGGACUCGUGCCUUUAGAAUAUUCCUCCUCGAUGCAGAACGUCUUAUUCGACUAAGAGGUUUAGUCAACCAAAACCCCUUCAAGACCCGUCUUCUACACCACAUGUACACUCACCUACGCGUCAUCGCAGAAAGCAUGUCUCUCUGCACAGAAGCAAUCACUGAGAGUUCCGCCAAAGAAAACCAAGUCCAAGAACUCAGUCGAACGUUUCGUAUCACGGAAGAGGGUUUGAACAUUGGUCUUGACCCUGCACAAGAAAAGACAGACGAUAUAGGCUACAACGAUAUCCACUUGGAAGUCCAAGGGCGUUGGAAUCAUACUCUUUACCCUGUUAUAUAUGGGAUUCCGGAGAGUCUGAUGACGCUUUUGAGUCAGACUGUUUCUCUCUCGAAUGAGAAAGCUCGUUUGGAGAAUGUGGCGCGGUGCAAUCCUGGUAUAUCAGAGGCAUUAGCAAAACAUACAAAAACACUAGAAAACAGAAUAUGGGGCUGGCCUUCCACUCUUGACCCUACAGGACCCGUCGAAGUAUCCUGCAGAACAACCGAUCUCGUCACACAACCCCAAAUCCGCUCCAUGACACUCGCCAUCCACCAAGCCCUAGUAAUCUACUUCUACCGGCGCGUCUACGACAUGAACGCCAUGAUUCUGCAAGAUCUUGUUCGAAAAACGCUAGAUUAUCUAGAGCCUUGCUUGAGCGAUUUGAUAGACGAGCAGGACUUUGCGACGAGUUUGGCGUGGCCUGCUUUUGUGGCAGGGGCACCCUUCUUGGAUGACUCGCUACCACAUAUUUCUGUCUUUUCAUUAUCCGAUGUUAAUAAAAGAUUCGAGGAUCUAGCAUUUGAAGAUCAAGAUGGACUAUGA